Molecule: messenger RNA, 2023 nt
Organism: Mya arenaria
Lineage: Eukaryota; Metazoa; Mollusca; Bivalvia; Myida; Myidae
Exons: 7
Coding region: 268-1488 (406 amino acids)
Biological process (GO): virus maturation; viral budding; regulation of epidermal growth factor receptor signaling pathway
Cellular component (GO): late endosome; ESCRT I complex
Source: RefSeq, a predicted model, not a curated record
AGCCAUCAAAAUUGUGAUUUGUGCGUUUCAGAAUCUGAAAGGAGUACAAUAAUUGGAUUCUGUAGACAUUGUAAGGGAUAUUUAUGUGAAACAUGUUAUCAAACUCAUACAAAAGCAAGGGCAUUUAGACACCACGUUAUAGAUAAAGGUACCACUGCAAAACAAAGUGUCGAUACGGAUGUGUCAUCGCUUGGAAACGAAGACAUUUACGAACAGAUCUGUAAAAAGCACAAUAAUGAGAAGACUUCGUUGUUUUGCAGAAGGCACAUGGCGGUGAUAUGUGGACGAUGUUUAAAGAAAAAUCACUUGAACUGCGAAAAUCAAUUGGUGGAUCUCGUUGAGGUUUCUCAUCCAAGCACAGACCGAUUGAACGAUAUUAUCCAUGGGUUAGAGGAUUUACUGAUUGACGCAAAAUGUCUACAAAAGAAUGUAAAUAUCAGCAGAGAGAAUAACAAUUCAGCCAAAGAAAAUAAUUUCAAAGCUGUACGGGAUUUCAGAAAAGAUAUUGACGAUUAUUUUGACAAGUUACAACGCGAAAUAGAACAUGAAAUAACACAAUGCCAUGCGAACAAAGAAGACAUAUACACGGAACAACUGAAAACAAGCUUUGUGGUAGAAGAUACAGUGCUGAUAAAACAACAGCAACUUGAUUCCAUGGUACAGCAAAAUCUGAAAAGUACUCUUUAUGUAGCAACUGAUAAUUUAGGAAAAGAAAUAGCUUCGCUCAACAAAACCCUUAUUGAAGCUGCAAGGAAACCCAUGAAUCCAAUGUAUGAAUUUCAGACAAAUGAUGUAUUUCAAAACCUGAUGUCAACGCACAAUAUAUUUGGAACAGUAGAAGAUAUUCCAUCCGGGAGCGAUGAACUUACGCACACAAUAACACGCAAGCACGAGUCUGAUCAGGCAACCAUCGAUGGCGGGAGACACGGGCGUGUGAAACAAUGUUCCUCAAUCAGACACGGUGCCAUUGAUCGAAGGAUAAAAAUACAAAGGCCGUUCAUUAACGAAAAACAUUGUGCAUUCAAAACAUGUAGUUCGGUAAUAACUGCGGUGGUUGUCGUGGCAGGAAUCGGCAAUUGUCCAUCAGGAUAUACUCCGAUUAAACACGACUUUGACUUCAAAGACGCUUGUCUAGGGAGAGAUGAAAUGAUAUGGAGAAGUCCAAGUCGGUACUUAUGUGUCAAAAGAGCCGAACCUAAACGAGGUCUCGAGGUGCUGGUGGAUGUGUCUAUCACCAACGUACGAGACCCAGUGCCUGCUGGUUUUACAGUGGUUGACACAUUGAAAAGCACGAAUCCAUCCUCAGGAGAAAUGAAGAAGAAACUGCUGUGUGUUUGCUGGAUGAAUGCUAGCAUAACCAUGAGCGCCAUUUCAGAUAUCUUCUUUCUGAGAAGAUGCCACCGCAAACUUUCUAAAGAAUUCAUCAUGGUCGGUGACCUGAAUAACAUGACGUUGUGCUACACGAUGUCCGAGAUCAAGGCAAAAUAGUUCAUCAGAAAUUAGAGACACACCCAUAGACAACAUGUAUAUUUUUUGGAGCAGUAUUGUUUAGAGAGUUUAGAGAGUUUUUAUAUCAAAAUGAUAUAUGUAAAAUAUGUUUUUAAAUACUUGACUCUCAAGUAGAAUAUUACUAUGAUGAAUAUAUGUUGUAAAAUCAGAAAGGGUUCCAAAAAGGCCAAAGUUUAUGCUGUUGACAUCAAAUCUGAUAUAAUGCCAGUUAAAGCCUCUUUGCAUUACUGUUCCAUUGCACAAAAAUUUAGCUUGGUAAAUCCUAAUAGUUAUAGAGGAUGUUCACGUAUUGAUGCGUUAAGCAAGAUUUAUAGCAUUAUUGUAAUCGCCCAUGUGACUUUAAAUGUUGAAGCAAAUAGUAGAUUAUCAGAGUGUCAGGCUAGUUUUAGAAAAGAUCAUUGUGCUACGGAUAAUGAUUUUGUAUUACAAAUAUAUUAUGUAAUAACGAAAUACUUACAAAGAAAACUGAAGCCCUUUUUGUUGCUUAUAAAGAUUUCAAGAAGCAUUUGAAUCU